Molecule: messenger RNA, 813 nt
Organism: Notodromas monacha
Lineage: Eukaryota; Metazoa; Arthropoda; Ostracoda; Podocopida; Cyprididae
Source: the annotation of a GenBank genome assembly
AUGGCUGUUGGGAAAAACAAAGGGCUAGCCAAAAGUGGUAAAAAGGGAGCUAAGAAGAAAAUCGUGGAUCCCUUCACCCGGAAAGAUUGGUACGAUGUGAAAGCUCCUUCCAUGUUCAGUGCGCGCCAGAUUGGGAAGACCUUAGUGAAUCGGACACAAGGAACAAAAAUCGCUUCGGAAGGGUUGAAACAACGAGUUUUCGAAGUUUCCUUAACCGACCUCCAGAAGGAUGCCGACGCUGAACGUUCAUUUCGAAAAUUUCGAUUGAUUGCUGAAGAAGUUCAGGGAAAGCAUGUUCUUACGAAUUUCCAUGGUAUGGAUCUAACCACAGACCGACUACGCUUCAUGGUGAAGAAGUGGCAGACUUUGAUAGAGGCGAAUGUCGACGUAAAAACAACCGACGGUUAUUUGCUGCGAUUGUUUUGCAUUGGUUUCACGCAGCGCGGUCAGAACCAUGUGAAGAAAACAGCGUAUGCACAGCAUACUCAAGUUCGUGCAAUUCGACGGAAAAUGGUGGAAAUUAUGACGAAAGAAGUUCAGAACGGCGAUCUGAAGGACAUCGUAAAUAAACUGGUCCCUGACUCCAUCGCGAAAGAUAUUGAGAAGGCUUGUUACGGCAUAUACCCACUGCACGACGUGUAUAUACGCAAGGUGAAGUGUCUGCGGAAACCGCGAUUUGAUCUUAGCAAAUUGAUGGAAUUGCACGGGGAGUCUUCUGGUGGAAAAGUUGUGUCCGGAGAAGUUUCUGGAGAAGCCGGUGCACCUGUAGACAGGCCAGAUAACUACGAACCACCCAUUCAGGACGCCGUUUGA